Messenger RNA from Closterium sp. NIES-65, 5616 nucleotides. Lineage: Eukaryota; Viridiplantae; Streptophyta; Zygnematophyceae; Desmidiales; Closteriaceae. The record is from the annotation of a GenBank genome assembly.
AUGCCGCCGAAAGGGUCACGCGCUAAGACCGCCGUCGAAGUGCCGCCGUCUGAAACCACUUUGGGUGGGCCUGAUGCUGCAUCCAAGCAAACGACAACCGGCAAGUCAGACAUUGAGAAGAAUCUGCCAUCUGAAGCUGAAGUCAUUGCGGGUAGCUCGGGAUUAUCCAUUGAGGAUAAGCUGAAGGCGUUGGCUACGGUCGUACCUGAUGACACCUUCAUUGAGGACGACUCUGACGAAGAGCUGGAAAUUGAUCAUGAGAAAGGAUCGGCAUCGCAUCUUCGGUCCACGGCGAUACUGCUCUUCCCGGUCAUUCCGGAGGAGUGGCUCUGCACCCAGGCCAGCUGUGGGAAAGCGCACGGCAAAUCUUUCAUGACUGCUGCAGACCACAUCACUUCUGCAAGUCAUCUGCUGGGGUUAGAGAAGCUGGGUGCUGCCACUCGUCUCUCCCUCGAGAAGCUGAACCUGAACACCAUCCGCAAGGAACAAGGUUUAUCACUUCAUAACAUUUUGAUUCACCCGUCAGGCCGACUGAUCAAAGCGGACGUGCAGCUUGACGCCUUUCACAUCACCUUAGUAGCAGUGUAUUUCCCGGCGGACGUGACGGACAGGAAGUCCUUCAUCCGUCGGGUCCUGGGCCCAGUGGUUGACGGUGUACCGCCUGGCGCUCACCUGCUUGUCCUCGGGGAUCUGAAUCUGGUGGAGGAUCCGCUGCUGGACAGGACUUCCAGGAAGGGGACGACCAAGGAGAAUGAUGAGUUGUACCAGCGCUGCAGUGCCGUCCGUUUAUCGGAUGCCUUUCGCGUUCUGCAUCCCUUCAAGCGGGAGUUCACUUUCUACUCACACGCCUGCCAGACCAGCUCGCGCAUAGACCGCGCGCUCAUCUCGCAAUCUCUGCUAUUGCAUGUUGAGUUCGCCUCCCACAUCAUGCCUGCCGACCCAAUCUCGGAUCACAGCUUCGCGAUUAAGGUGGCCUUCAGGAUGAGCACGCAAGUGCAGACGGGACCGGGCCUCUGGAGGCUUCCUGCAUACAUGGUGGGGAGACCGGGUGUCAGAAAGGUGAUUGAGCGGGUGUCGAAUCAGAUGGAGGAAUCGGGUGGCAAUUACGAGUUGCUAAUCGCGAGACUGAACGCGGGGCUCAAGGCUUACGCCAGAGAGGAGAGUAAGAGGGUUCGCGCCACGUUGUCCUUUCUUCAUCAGGCGGUUGCUUAUCUGAAACAAGCGUGGCUGGGGGACCCGAGUUGCGUCCGGCUCAAGGACCUGCUGAGUGAAAGGGAGCUCCAACUGAGAAGCUAUCAGCAGUCGCGGCAGGAGAGACUGCACGUGAUGGCCGGUAUGAAGGAGGUGACGUUGGGGGAAGUCGCAUCACCUUUUUUAUCUGCGAAGAUUAAGGGCCGGAAGGCACGCACGCAAAUCACGGAGUUAAACGUGGGAGGCACAAUGGUUAGUGACAACAAAAGCAUUUUGGAUGCAGCCUCGCAGUACUACCGGCAGCUGUUUGGAGCAGACAGACAGACGGUCUUAUCUGAGUGGGAACCCUCGGCGGACAGAAGGAUGUCGUCAGCAGUGGCGGAGUCGCUGACAGCUGAGUGGUCGGAAGAGGAGGUUAAGCGCGCGUUUCAGUCGAUGACGAAAAAUAAGGCUCCUGGUCGGGACGGCUUGCCAAAGGAGCUCUUUGAAGCGCACUGGGACAUCUUGGGCAAACACUUCAUGUUGCUGGUGAAAAGCUUCUCGGACACGGCGUCCCUUCCAACCUCCACGAAAGACGCGGUGACCAUCCUGCUGCACAAGAAAGGGGGCAGAGAUCAGCUGGAGAACUACCGUCCAAUCACAUUGCUCAGUUUCACCUACAAAGUGAUAGCGCGUGUGGUAGCAGACAGGAUGAAGAAAGCGCUCUCGGAGGUCGUCUCACCGGAGCAGUUUGGCUUCUUACCCGGGAGGAGGUUGUCGGAUGCUGUGGGGCUGGUGGCGGAUAUUAUUGAAGCAGCCAAAAACAAGGACAAAGAUUGGUACCUCCUGCUCGUUGACUUCAGGAAGGCCUUCGACUCUGUGUCGCGGGGAUUCCUGUUUACGGUGCUGGAGAAGAUGGGUUUUCCUCCCCGAUUUGUCGGAUGGAUUCGGGGCCUGCAUGAGAACACACGGACAAGUCUGUUGGUUAAUGGUUGGAAUGGUGAAGCGGUCGAUGUGGUCUCGGGGGUGCGCCAGGGCUGCCCCCUUGCACCUUACCUGUUUUUGUGCGCGGUGGAGCCGCUAGCGCAAGAAGCGGUGAACCGGAGGAUAGGCGUUUCCGAGGGUGAUCAGCGGCUGGCGUACCUUGGGUACGUCGACGAUACAACUCUUAUCCUGGAGGGGGAGGUGCAGAUUGCAGAGGCAGAGAAGCUGUUAGAAGAGUUUGCAGGGGAGUCAGGUCUCGCCACUAACAAGGAGAAGUCAGUUGUCUUACCUCUGGGGUCGAAUCUGGGCAGGCAGCCCUGGAAGACCGAUGGUUUCAAAUGGGCGAAAGCCGAUGAGGCAGAAAGGCUGCUGGGGGUGUGGGUGACUCCUGCUGGAAGCUGCAAUCCUACAUGGGAGAAGGCUUUCGCACAGAUUAAGCGGAAAUUGUCGCAGUGGGAGGCGCAGCACCUUACAACUGGCGCGCGUGCUGCGGUGAUCAACUGCUACGUCUCACCGAUAAUCUUCUUUCAGGCUCAGGUGUACCCGCCGCCGAUGGAUAUCUGGGGGAGGAUACUGAAACUGACGCACAAUUUCAUGUCGGGAAACCGGGCCUCUACCGACAAGGAAUUCAUACUGUGGAGCAGAGAGCUGCUGUACAUGGCCAGGGAAGAGGGGGGCGUCGGUGUGAAGGACCCUGAAAUUGCACUUACCUGCUUAAUUGCCAGGAAGAUCGGGCUGCUGCUCACCGAGACAAACGCGCUGAAACGCGACAUCAUGCUCCAAGCUGCGGACCUGCCGCUGGGAACGGACACUUUCGUCGCCCACGUGAAGCUGCUCAAAUGCUGGCGCGGGAAAAGCGAGCGGUGGAAGCUUGCGUGCGCUAACUUCAUGCAGUCGCCGCUCGCCAGCACGUCGCUUGAAUUAUCACGGGAGGAAGCUGCGAAGGAACGGAUCGUUUUCAACCGCCAUAUCCUGAUGAAUGGCACGACUCCAGUGGGCAGCCAGAAAGCCGCAGGAAAAUUGUGGGAGGUGCGUCUGGGUAACCUGCUGGUCGCGGGUGAGGACGGGGGCUGGUGUGUGAAGGAUGUCAAAACCCUAGCGAGGGAGCUCGGUGGCUCGAAGCAGGCAAAGCUUGCUCUACGGGCGUGGGAGGCUGCACCGCAGAGCUGGAAACUGCUUCUCCUCUCAGCCGAGCAAUCCUGUGCACCCACCACCCAGCUCCGCACUCCGCUACAGCGCACAGCGGCUUUCAGUGGUGGGGGGAUACCAUCGCUGAAGGAGUUGAAGGGGAACUGGCAACAAUCGAAACAUCAAUCGGCCAAACGGGAGCUCUGGGCGGGCAGAUGGGCAGGAGCCAUUGCCUGGAAAAGGGUUGUGAAAAUUCGGGACUCGCCGGUGACGCCGAACCGACCGCGGGAUGUGCUGCUGAGAAUUCACAGUCUCAACCUUCAGGUGGGCGAACGGCUUUCCUUCCUGAGUGGAAAGCCGGUCUGCCCGCAUUGCGGGGAGUUUGAAACUCUGGAACAUUGCCUCUACACCUGUCCAAGGAUCCAGACGGUUGUGGGGGCAGUUCGGAAGGCUCUGCGCAUGCUGAAUCCGACGAGGCAUGUUGACAGCUUGGGUGACCUACUGUUUGGCAACACCGCUUCCACCUCAGCUUUUCCGGAAGCAUCUCUCUCGGCAAUCGCAAUACACCAGAUUUGGGCAGAACGGUGUGAUUGCGUGUUUCGAGGCAAGAGGUUUCGGGCCAGGCGGGUGCUGAGGAGGAUUGAAGCAGCUUUCAGGCUCCAUGUGCGGGUGUACACUCGGGCAACAGGGAUAAAGCUGAACAUGAAGGGUGACUUGAGGCAGGGCGGGAAGACAUACGCGCUGGCAGAACAGGAGGGCGCGUCAGGGACUCAGCAAUUCCCGAACGAUCCGCUAAAAGCCGUCCCGCUACCAGAAGAAGAGGUGGAGAGGCAGCAGUCGGGCGGUGUGGGGCAGAUCUGCACGGAGGGGUGGAAACGCGGCGUGCUGGCGCGACUGACGAGCAGCGUGUACGUUCGACAGAUGCUGGCGGACAACCAGACGCGCAUGGAGAACAUCACCGCCGGGAUCGACGCUGUGUGUGCGCGCGCGCGGGAGGUGGAGGACGGGCUGCUGGCCAGCAUUCGAAACGGCAGCGGUGCUGCCACGUCAGCGUGCGGUGACUGGCCUGAGGCGUGCUGGCCCGUGCCGCACAUGCCCUUCGCCACGCUCUCUGACUUCCCGCGGCGGCGGUACCUGGUGUUCGCCAUGUCGGAGGAGCAGCUGAGCAACGCGCGCACGCACAUCAUCGAGGCGGCGCGCCUCGCUCAGAUGUCCAACCGCAUCCUCGUGCUUCCCAAGGCCAGUCGGAGCCACCUGUCGCUGGGCCGCUCCCUACCCCUCUGUGCCUACUGGGACCUCACCAAGCUGGCCGCCACAUCCGAGUGGGUGGCGCCGCAGCUCUUCCUGCUGCUCGCUCGCGCUGCCCUGCCCAACCCGUCUGUGGGCUUCAUGUGGGUGCAGUCGCCCUACCUCCAACGCACUGCCUUCCACUAUGAGCUGGCGUCGGAGUUCCUGGGGCAGCUGCUGCCAUUCGCCAUGGGGCACGUGCCUCUGGAGGCCAACACGCUGGACGUCAAGAUGCCUGCCCGGGACGACACCAUGGCUCUCACGCUCAAGGCGUGGAGCAACAGGGAUGUGGUGGUGUGGUUCAAGACGACGUGGGAGCGAGUGAAGUUCCACCCGCACACGGACGACAUUGCGCUGCCCAUGCUGCCGUACCAAAAGAGCCUGCAUGCCACGGCUGAGCGGCUGCUAGCACGUCUGCCUCGCCCGCUCAUUGCUGUUCACUUCCGCUCCGAGUUCAUCGCUUUCAGAGUGCAAGAGGACAUGGUGAGUCAGGGCGGCAAGGCGAACGCAAGCAUGGUGCAGCAGCGGCUGGACUGGUGUGUGGGCGAGGCUGAGCGCCUCAUCACCUCCGUCCGGGACUCGCUCUCUCACUCCUCCACCGGUGGCAACAGCACCAACCCCCCCAGUAGCAGCAGCAGCGGUGGCAACAGCAGCACGGGCAGUGGCAGUGGUCCAUCGGUGUUCAUCGCAGCCGACGUGCCGUUCAACGAGUCUGCCGCCCCGGCGCGGUCCGACUCGUGGACGGAGAUGGUUCAGUGGUACGACGGGGACAGCCGCGUGCUCAAAUCGUCGUCCGCUGCGCUGCACCGCCUGAGAAGAAACGUGCACGGGACUGUUAUGAUCGAUGAGAUCAUGCCGGAGGUCAACGAGUUCGACCCAGGCGUGGUGGCCAUUCUAGACAAGCUGGUGUGUGCGCAUGCAAACGUGUUCCUGGCGGGGUCAUGGGCCUGUGGGGGCGGCAGGGGGUAUGAAUCGGACAUUAUGAAACACCGCCGGCUGGCCGGUUACUCUGAUGACACACUGAAGCGAUGGGCGGAAGAGCAGUGA